Aspergillus caelatus is the source of this 2643-nucleotide messenger RNA. Its product is annotated as transcription factor domain-containing protein. Gene Ontology annotation, molecular function: DNA binding; DNA-binding transcription factor activity, RNA polymerase II-specific; zinc ion binding. Lineage: Eukaryota; Fungi; Ascomycota; Eurotiomycetes; Eurotiales; Aspergillaceae. Gene Ontology annotation, biological process: regulation of DNA-templated transcription; DNA-templated transcription. Bases 287 to 2350 code for a protein of 687 amino acids. The record is from RefSeq and is a predicted model, not a curated record. The transcript is spliced from 7 exons.
GUUAUCAUGGCACGCGACCGUACACCAUCUGCAGUUCCAGUCCCUGCUAGCGGGAAUGAUUCUCUUCUGCACGAGACGACAAAAGGUCGAUAAACUGUCAUAGUCCAAUCGGAAUCUGUGGGGAGUAUAGCUUGCAGGUCCGUGCGUUUGUUCAACGUGGACCCACGCCAUCAACAUCUAUCCCGCGGGCAAAAAGAGGAGCGACGUUCGGCACUACGACUGAAAUUGGAAACGAAACUUGGACGCAGCACCUGUAAUCGGUGCGAUAUGUUCUUUUGCCUGUCAAAUGGCGCAAGGAAAGGACCGAAGUGGGUUGCAAUCUCGUUCGGAAGACCGCUCCAAUGCGAGACGGUCCAUUGUAGCGUGUAAUCGAUGUCGCAACAGAAAGACCCGAUGUGCUGGCAAUCCACCGUAUCCAUGUGCUGCAUGCGAAGAUGCCGGCCAAGUGUGUGUUUACUCUGAAGCCGAGAAGCGCGUUUCCAUUCCCGAAAGUUAUUACCGUCAACUCCAAUCUCAAGCGCGGGCUCAACUUCAGGCCCAGGCACAGACCCAUACCAAUUUAUCCCGUUCACAGGACAGUCGCCAGUCCUCACUGUUUACCACAGCUAGUCCUACCCAAUCCACUCCGUGCACUAGUACCGAGGCGCCUUUGGACCGUGAUGACUGGUGGUAUCAGGGUACCGACCACCUCUUCCUGAACCGGUCCGGAGAACACCAAUUUGUCGGUGCAUCGUCGGCUACCCAUUUAGCGAAACGGUUGAAUCCAACCUCGACUAAUCUAGCGUGGGAUGUUCGUCCACUAUAUGACGAUCCUUCAUCAUUGCGUCGGUCGGUAAUACGAGCCCUUCCUCAACUACCGCCCUUUGAAUUUGCCAAGCGGUUGUUCUGGGUCCAGUAUUCCUACAUUGGAACCAUCUUUUCUCUCAUUCACCCACAAGACUUUGAGGACCGACUGCAGGUUGUAUACAACCAACCGCCCGAUUUCUCCAACCGAGAGUCAUGUCUAGUUUAUUGCCAAGUUCUGCUCGCCAUAGCCUUUGGCCUGAUGUACUCGGUGAACCAAUGGUCCGGAGAUGAUGGCCCUCCGGGAUUCAAGUAUUUCAAGCAUGCCUUGCGCUUUUUACCUGAUAUCCAUGAAGAAGGUUCCAUAUUCUUCGUGGAGGUCCUGUGCUAUGUGGCGUAUUAUAUGCAGAACCUCAACCGACGAGACGCUGCCUUCCUCUAUAUCGGUCUUGCUCUCCGCAUGGCGAUCUCGCUGGGUCUUCAUCAGGAGGUCUCGGACCCAGGCAUUAGUGAAGAUGACCGAAACCGUCGGCGCCGAGCCUGGUGGUCCGUGUACAGCCUGGAUCGAUUAUUGUCAGUGAAAUCGGGAAAUCCGAUCACGAUACAGGACGAAGAUAUCGGAGUUACAUGGCCGAUUCCAGCUGAAUCGUCCCACGCUGUCCCAUGGCCAUCAGUUGUGCUUACAUAUUAUACCCAGCUGUCUAGGAUCUUAGGACGGAUCGGGGAAGAGAUAUAUCGUAAAAAACCUCGAUCUGGCUCCAACUUAUUAGCGUCCGUCCAAAGUAUCACGAACGAUUUGUCUGAAUGGCUGCGGCGGAUACCUGACCGGCUGCGCAUUGAUUUUUCGACCUUGGAUACUCAUAUUAACCGCGAGUUGGUGUCCAUCUUCUUACAUUUUUAUUCCUGCGUGAAUAUGACAGCUAGACCGUUGGUAUUCUACGUAAUUCAGCGGCGAUUAGAUGCCGAAGCGCGAGGUUCUGCUACAGAGGACUGGAAGGACGGGCUGUCUCAAAAUACAGUAGCUGUGAUCGACAGCUGCAUAACCGCAGCCCGGGCUACCACGGUUAUUAUGGAUGCUGCUGCGAAGCACAAUUUGAUUGCUACGUAUGGCUAUCUCGACGGGGAGUAUAUCUUCUCUGCUGCCCUUCUCCUGGUGAUGGUGAAUGCUGCAUUCCCACAUAAUGAAACAAAUGCCCGUGCGAUGGAGACGGCACUGAAUCUACUUCGCGGCAUGGCAGACCGCGGGAAUACGUACCUCGGCUCGCGUCAUUCACUCUUACUAGAGUUGCAGUCCGCCAUUGGCCCGAACCGUACGAGAAGAGAGGACGUCUUCAUCGAGGCUCCCGUCACUCCAAAUAGUACUCAGCAGCCAACACCAUCCACGAACGUGGCUGAAGAGCAGCAUCCAGCGGUGUCACCAUGGCCACUGCAACAAGAUCUACCAACAAUGCGAGACAUUACCUUCAACUUUGACAUAAAUGACGACCCAGGACUGUGGGAAGAGGUUCUACACCAGAUAGAUAUUGAUAUGGAUACCGACUGGAUUGAGAACACGCUAAGGAAGUGAUGAGGCUCGGCCUCAGUUUCCAGCCAUCAGGGUAAUGCAAAGAGGAGCUCUGCGGUUAUAAAAAUUGGACUGGAAGUGGACGUGGCCUGAUGAAUGUGGUGCUCUGUGUCAAGCUUGUAAUCAUUUCUAUAACAGCCCCUUUCUUGGAUUUCUGAUGCUUUGACUUGCCACUACGAAAGGAAGCACGUCGAUAAUGACUGAAGAAUGAAUGAAUGUUAUGAGAUUUUCCUAUUAAUUCAUUGUAUAGUUUGUACAUAAAUCCAAAUCAUAACUAACAAUCCUCUAACGCCAAA